This is a messenger RNA of Portunus trituberculatus (swimming crab), 2471 nucleotides long. Its product is annotated as solute carrier family 35 member C2-like. Gene Ontology annotation, molecular function: antiporter activity. The coding region runs from base 426 to 1667 and encodes 413 amino acids. The transcript has 10 exons. The record is from RefSeq and is a predicted model, not a curated record. Gene Ontology annotation, biological process: UDP-glucose transmembrane transport. NCBI's taxonomy places the organism in Eukaryota, Metazoa, Arthropoda, Malacostraca, Decapoda, Portunidae. Gene Ontology annotation, cellular component: cis-Golgi network; endoplasmic reticulum-Golgi intermediate compartment; Golgi apparatus.
GCUCCUCUCCCAGUGACAUGCUGGUGCACCUCUAGCGUGGAUGGUGCGCUUGUGUUCCUUUCCCGCGUCCCUAACACUACAAUAGAAGAGCGACAGACACAAACGUGACUUCUGUACAUUGUUGGUGACGUGACUAAGACGGAGAAACUGAUCGUCUAUUGCUAUAUUUUUUUUUCUAAUUCUACAUACAAGUCUAUGAUGGUUGUGGUGGCGUUUGUGGUGUUUCAUCAGUGAUAUUGUCAUCCGGUUAAAGACUGGAAGUAAGAAGAGUGUUUGUCCUACUGUAUCACGAUUUUCCUCAUUCUUUAUACAAUAUUUCUAAGUGGAUGGAUGGAUUCUGCUAUAAAGAGUGAUAUACUACGAAGUGCCCGUGUAAUAAAAGGAGUGAAGCAUGAAACAAGAUCUGGAAAGUCGUCACGCUUCCGAUGUUUUUACGAAGAGCACUAAUGAAGACUGUCACAGGUAAAGGCACAGGUAUUCUCAAACAGCAGAGAGUGAGGAGAUAUUCCGGCCUUCAUCAUCCCUACACAUACCUCGCCUACAACCAAGGUCUUGUCAACAUGACAGGACUGGAGGGAGCCGAGGGGCACCGGGCCAGGAGGAGGGGCGGCCGCCGCCUGGGACAGAUCAUCAUCCAUUGUAUCAGGAGUCUGGUCCUCAUCCUCACCUAUUAUGCAUGUUCCAUUGGCCUUACUUUUUAUCAGAAGAGGUUAUUUAGGGACUUCAAAUUUCCACUAACAGUAGUCAUAGUGCAUCUAUUUAUGAAAUUUGUGUUAGCGGGGCUGUGCCGAGCCACCUACACCCUUGUCACGGGCAUUCCACGAGUCAUGCUCAACUGGGACGUGUACUGGAGGAAGGUGCUUCCCCCUGGAGCUGCUGCUGGCCUGGAUAUUGGCCUCUCACAGUGGUCCCUAGAGUUUAUCACAGUGGCAUUGUACACAAUGUCAAAAUCUACUGCACUGUUAUUUAUUCUGGCAUUUGCUAUUAUUUUCAAGCUAGAAGAAAUGAGUUGUACUGUGGUGGUGCUAGUGGUGCUUAUUGCAGGGGGUCUAUUUCUCUUCACCUACAAGUACACCCAGUUUAACCUGUUUGGCUUCAUCCUAGUCAUCACUGCCUCUCUACUCAGCGGUUUGCGGUGGACACUUUCACAGCUGGUGAUGCAGAAAUCAGAGCUUGCCCUGAGCAAUCCCAUAGACAUGGUGUAUCACAUUCAGCCAUGGAUGACAGUGGCACUGCUCCCUCUGGCUGUGAUAAUGGAAGGCACGGCGAUAGCAGCAAGUGAGUAUGGCUUUAAGUUCACGGACUCCAGUGAUGCCAUGUACAUGUGGGGCAGAGUCAUGUUUGGGGCUGUUUUGGCCUUUUUUAUGGAGGUAUCAGAGUAUCUGGUAGUUUGCUUCACCUCAUCCCUCACAUUCUCAAUCGCUGGAGUGGCCAAAGAAAUUAUGACUCUCUCCUUGGCUGUAUACAUUUACAAUGAACACCUUUCAUACAUUAAUUUGGCUGGCUUGGUGCUGUGUAUCAUCGGCAUCACCCUCCACGUGGUGAUGAAGGCCCUCCAUCCCCCAAAGACCCUACCGCACCCACCCCUCACCCCCACCGACUCCCAUCAGAAGGUCCCACUGCUUUCUGACACCGAUGGAGAGGAACACGAGCUCUUCUCCCGGUAGUGUGAAUUUGUAUCAUGUGUUUGAGGUGAAUCUUCCCAGUGGGUGUUUUUGUACAUGAGUUUUCUCUCCACUGUGAACUUGUUACAUUGAGACAGACUUUUCAACAUGUAUUGUUUGUGAUAUUAGGUGACUGUAUUUUUUUAAUGUAGUUCAACAUGAGGUGUUCAUGGUUAUUAUUUUAUUUCAUUUUUGCUUGUUUUCUGUCAUGUGAUGAGGAACAAAUACAAUAUAACAUGGUGAUGAAGAUCUUUGAUAGUGUUACAGUUUUGUAUUAUGAAACAUUGCAUAAGCAAACAUUUCAUUUGCAAUUCCUAGUCAUCCUCUGUACAUUUUGAUAAAAAAAACUUAUUCUAUAAACUUUGUAAUCUUUCAUGCACAAAGACAGUGGUAUUAAAAGUACGUAUUACAUUACAUAAGAAGAAAUUUUAAAAGUAAUGUCAGUUUUUGGCCAUCCCAGUAUUUCAUGGAAACAAAUAAGUAAUGAGCUCUGAAAUUAAGUUAAAAAAAUAAAUAAUAAUUAUUUGAAUGUACAGAGAUUGCCAGAAAUCAGGUUUCACUGUGCAGCAGGAUGGUGCCUCUACUCUUGCCAUUAUGGUUGUGUGAUAUGAAGUACUUCCUGUAUGCUGAGGCAAAUCAGUAAUGAAAGGAAGGCAUAUAUCUAUUUGGUUAUAAGGAAGGCUCUUUACUGACUUAGGAAGGCUGAAUAUCAGCUCUGAGUACACAUGGCACACUGUAUGGUAAUCACCAUUGCUCAUCAGGUUGUUUAUAUAAGAGAUUGCCAAGACUGGAGGAGAUCAGGACAUA